CAGAUUUCAGGAUGUUGCGUAAACUGAAACAGCAAGUGACACAAGCCGUAAACAGUGUUACUCCUUCCGAGCCUCAAGAUGAACCACUGUUUAAUGAAAGCGGCACAUCUUCAGAAGGAUUCCUCUGUCCCGUAUGCAUGCAUUCAUUUUCUUCUCCAGAUGAGUUGCAGAUGCAUUUUCAAGUGCAUGCAAUUAAGCAGGUCGGAGAGCAAAAAGUCAGUGUUUCCUCCUCAUUUAGUUCACUUGGGAAUGGUUUUAAUGAAUCAGAUGUAGUUCAUCUCGAAUUGAUUAUGAAAGAACUUAAAUCACAAUUGCAAGAUGAGAAGCGCUAUUCAUUGGAACUGAAGAAGGAGCUGAAUAGGUUGCAUGGUCUUAUCGCAGAUCAGUCAGAAAGAUCUGAGGACGAAAUACCUUAUCUUACACAACAAGUGCAGAUGCUCGAAGCUGGCAAAGCAUUAGCAACGGAACGAAUGCUUGAAAUGGAGAAAGAAAAAAGUGGAAUGAGCCGGCAGAUUGAACAAUUGAAGCAGGAAAAAAGUAGGUUGAUCAAAAAAAUUGGAGAACUUACGACGAAUGUUGCCAACAAAACAGAUGAAAUCGAAGAGAAAAAUAAGGAAAAAACCGUUCUGGGUGAUGAGUUGGUGCGCUAUCGGCAAGAGAUACAAAAUUUGGAAGUGGAAAUUGAAGAAUUACGAAAAAAACUCGACCAAAGACCAUCAGAGGAUGACGUCAGCGUGCUUAGGACAGAACUGGUGCAUGCACAGCAGCUGAUGGACACAAUAACACAAGAGAAAGAGGAAGAAAUUAAGAAAGGUAUCGAUACAAUACGUAAUAUGGAGCAAGACCAUAAAAAGUCAACUUGUGAAAUUGAAAUUCUAAAAAGUAGUAUUGAAAUCCUCAAGAAUACGAUUGCCAAAUUUGACGGUGGAUCUAAAAAACUUGUAGAAGAAAUCGACGCUUUUAGAAAAAUUUGGGAAGAAAAAGCAGCAAAUUCAGCUGAAAGAAUCCUUGAUGUUUGUAAGAAGAUUGGCGACUUAGAAAUUACUGUGAAUAAAUGCCGAACGAAAAUCAUAGAUAAUGGAAUUGAAAAGGAUAAAUUUUCGGAACUUGAAGAUUCAAAAAAAUCUUUAUUGGAGAUGGAGAAACAGCACAUGAAUUUACAGCACGAAAUCGUGUUGUUAACGGCUAUGCUCGAUGAACAAAAGCAGAAUUAUGCCGAAAAAGAAGUGCAAACGAUUAAAGACAAAGAAACAAUAAUUGAAUAUCGAAAAGAAGUUGAACAGUUGAAGGAAAAAAUCUUCAAAUUAGAAACUUCCUUGGCUGAAGCAUCCACAAUCGAAGAUGUUUUGAAGCAGAAUUUAAAAAAGGCAAAGGCAAAAGAAUCAUUUUUGAUGCAAAAAAUUUCUGAGGGCAACGGAGCUGAGAAUUUAGCGUUAGAACAAAUGCAUAAGGAGAAAAUGGCACUUGAGGAAAGAAUGGAUGAAUUAAAUAAAGCUUUAAAGUCUUUAAAUAUCUCGCACAAAAAUACAAUAUCUCAGCAUGAAGAAAGAUGGAAAGAAAAGGUUGAGGCUGAAAAAGAAAAAGUGAAGAAGCUGGAAAAUGAAUUGAGCAGUUUGCGCUGUAACUACAUUUCUGCUGAGAAAGAGAAUAAGAAAUUAUCGGUAGUGUUAGAAGAAAAAAUGACGAUAACCGAUGAAAAGAAUAAAAUAAUCGAAACAGAACGUGUCAAAUUGAAGACAGCUAUUGAAAGGCUUGCGCUAGUGGAAGAAAAGGCGCGACAGUUGGAUAACGAAUUGCGUGAAAAAGAAACCAUAGCCAUCAGGCGUAAUGAACAAUGUGUGAAAUUAGAAGAAAUGAUAAAGGAUGUGCAAUCAGAAUUGAAGGAAGUGAAAAUAGCGAAGAAACAGUUAGAAAACGACUUGGUAGAAAAGGAGGAAAAUUCGAGAGAAAAUAUUCACCAAUUGCAGAAAGCAAUUUCUAUAUAUAAACAAGAAAAAAGUGUGCUAAAGGAACAACUUGAAAGUAUUUUGCAGCAGUUUUCUGCUUUAGGGGAAGAGUGUUCGAGACAUAAAGAUAAUGAAGUUGAAUUACUAGAGAACAUGGGCCAAAAAGAACUGUUAAUAGAGGAAUUAGAAGAAAAGACCAGUACUUUAGUGGCAAAGUUGGAAUCUGAAAAACAUAAUCAUGAUGAUUCCAUAAGAGCUUUGCAAUGUGAAUUGAAUCAAAUGCAACAGGAUAAUACGGCGAUAUUGACUGCAAAAGAAAAAGAAUUGGUCACCCAAUUGAAAACAAUUUCUGAAUUGAACGAGAAACUUCAUGCGAAAGAGAAGCAGUCAUUUGACUUAAUGCAAGAGAAGGAAAGGAUACAUAAUGAAUUGCGCUUAAAGGAAGAAGAAAUAUAUGUUCUGGAAAAUGAAGUAUUAAAAUUAAAGAAGCAAAAUUCGGAGUUGCGGAAGGAAUUGGAUCAUCUUGAAAAGUCCAUGUUACAGCUCAGAAAUGAUUUCGAAAAAGAGACUGAUUUGCUGAAAAACAGUUUGGAAAAAUGUAAGAAGGAUAAAGAAGAAAGUUUGUUGGAACUUUGUGUUCAACUGGAAACAGAAAAAAGUAGAUUGAAGGAGGCUUCAAAAGAUAAUGAGGAAAAGGAUGAAAAUUUGAAGCAAAUGAAAAAUGAUUUAGAAAAUGCCAAAGAAGGUUUAAUUGAAUUAAGGAUUAUUCAAAGCGGUAGGUUUUUCUUUUCUCUGAUGCGACUCACUGGAUUCCUUAAUAUUGCUGUUUGUGCACGGAAGAAUGCUUAGAAUACUCUCUUAUUAUUAUUGCUUAUUUAUAAAAUUAAUCUAUUCCUGCAUUGCGGAUUUACCUGCAGAGUUGGAGAAAAGGAAAACAGAGUGGUUACAAGAAAAACGGGCGCUACAAGAAAGGUGUUUAACGGCAGAAAGUGAUCUUGAAUUUGAACGCGAACGAGCUAUUGUAAACAAGAGGAAUUUCGAUGACGUUCAGACUGCUAUCCGAGAACUUGGACAAGUAAAUCAAAAUUUGCAGAUGGAUUUUGCAAAACAGAUAUCACGUAAAUGGUUGGAAGAUUCAGAGGCUACAAAUUGUCAUGCAUGUGACAAACCAUUUACUCUUACAAAUCGCAAGCAUCACUGUAGACAAUGCGGACAAAUAUUUUGUGCUUCUUGUUCAUCAUUUACAGCUAAAAUUACGUCAUCAAGAAAUCCGGUUCGUGUUUGUAAUGCAUGUUAUGAAGAAAUUAUGCAUCGGUAGUCUCGAAUUUUCGGAUUUGAGUCAUAUACUUUGACGGUACUUGCUUUUUUCUAAACCUGUAGUGAUAUAUUUGUUAACUUUUUUCUUGCCUACAGUUAUCAUCAAUUAGAACAGUACAUUUAGUAGUAUUUAUUUGUUGUCUAACUGCACUGUAUAUAUUUUCAAAUAUGAUCAGAAUUUAUUUUAUUUCGCAAACAUUUUUGAAUUUUCUAGAUUUUUCUUUUUUUUGAAAGUUG
Loa loa (African eye worm) is the source of this 3500-nucleotide messenger RNA. RefSeq lists its product as hypothetical. NCBI's taxonomy places the organism in Eukaryota, Metazoa, Nematoda, Chromadorea, Rhabditida, Onchocercidae. The record is from RefSeq and is a predicted model, not a curated record. Bases 12 to 2795 code for a protein of 927 amino acids. The transcript is spliced from 24 exons.